Molecule: messenger RNA, 839 nt
Organism: Meloidogyne enterolobii
Lineage: Eukaryota; Metazoa; Nematoda; Chromadorea; Rhabditida; Meloidogynidae
Source: the annotation of a GenBank genome assembly
AUGAAAAAUAAUAAAAUCUUUUUUUUUAUUUUUAUUUCUUCAUUUUUUUCAUGCUUAUUUCUUCAUCAUCCGCAUCUUCAUAAUCCAUUCUCACACUUGUCUAUUCUUAUUUUAUUACUUUCAUUAUUUCUCGAAUUUAAAAAAUUUUAUAAAAUUUAUUAAUAGAAUUAUUUAUCUUCGACUCACUAAUAUUCCUAAUAAGUAAUAAAUCUCUUACCUAUUUCUACAUCUUCAUACUCUUCAUUUCAUCCUCACAUCUCAUCAUUUCUCGAUUCUUAUUUUAUUACUUUAAUUAUUUCUCGAAUUUAAAAAUUUUUAGAAAAUUUAUUAAUAAAAUUAUUUAUCUUCCUCUCAUUUAUAUUCCUAAAAUCAUAAUAAAUUCUAACUUAUUCUUCACUCUUAAUUCUCAUCAUUCAAUAACAACACAUCUCUUUUCUUAUCUUAAAUAUUUAAUUAUUUCUCGAAUUUAAAAAAUUUUAUAAAAUUUAUUAAUAGAAUUAUUUAUCUUCGACUCACUAAUAUUCAUAAUAAGUAAUAAAUCUCUUACCUAUUUCUACAUCUUCAUACUCUUCAUUUCAUCCUCACAUCUCAUCAUUUCUCGAUUCUUAUUUUAUUACUUUAAUUAUUUCUCGAAUUUAAAAAUUUUUAGAAAAUUUAUUAAUAAAAUUAUUUAUCUUCCUCUCAUUUAUAUUCCUAAAAUCAUAAUAAAUUCUAACUUAUUCUUCACUCUUAAUUCUCAUCAUCUUCAUCAUCUAAUACAUCACUCCCUUAUUUCUAUUUUUAAAAAAUUUAGAUUCCUAAACACUAUGAUAUAUAAUUAUUUUUAUUCUUCUCACAAC